CCUCCUCCUCCUCAGYAUCAGCAUCAGCACCAGCAGAGACGUGUCCUGCCCCCACCUCCUGAGUCUCUGCUCCACUGCGGACCGCGGCCUGUCUCCAGCUCAUCAUGGACAACACGGGCAAAGAGAAGGAGGCCAUGCAGCUGAUGGCGGAGGCCGACAAGAAGGUCAAAGCGUCCGGCUCCUUCCUGGGAGGGAUGUUCGGAGGCCAUCAACUGUCUAAACCAGGCUAUUGACAUCUACACUGACAUGGGUCGCUUCACCAUCGCAGCCAAACAUCACAUCACCAUCGCAGAGAUUUAUGAGUCAGAGCUGGUGGACAUCGAAAAGGCCAUUGCUCACUAUGAGCAGGCAGCAGAUUACUACAAGGGAGAGGAAUCCAACAGCUCGGCCAACAAGAGUCUGCUGAAGGUGGGACACUACAGCGCUCAGCUGGAGCAGUACCAGAAAGCCAUCGAGAUCUACGAACAGGUGGCUAUGAGUACCAUGGACAACCCUCUGCUGAAGUACAACGCUAAAGAAUAUUUCUUCAAAGCUUCCUUGUGUCACUUCAUAGUGGAUGAGCUCAAUGCUAAGUUGGCUAUAGAAAAGUACGAGGAGAUGUUUCCAGCUUUCUCAGACUCAAGAGAGCUUAAACUGCUGAAGAAACUCCUGGAGGCCCACGAGGAGCAGAACAGCGAGGCCUUCACCGAGGCCGUGAAGGAGUUCGACUCCGUGUCCCGUCUGGACCAGUGGCUGACCACCAUGCUGCUCCGCAUCAAGAAGACCAUCCAGGGAGACGCCGGGGACCUGAAGUAGACCAGAGGGGGGAGGUGUGGGAGGGGGAGGAGGAGGGGAGGGGGUGUUAAAGGGACAGUCUGCUCAUUUUAGAUGUGAUCUGUUCAGUAUGAGCAGCGAGGGUCUUAUCGGUCCUGACAUCAGUCUGCAGGAAAGAGACUGUUUUUUUAUUGACUUUCAAAAUAAAAGUCACAUUUGACAUUCUAAAAUUAAAGUGAUAAACAUCAAAUUGCCUCUAGAUUUGAUUCUCUUACAGUAAAUAUAAAGUAAAGCUUAUGUCCUUUAUAACUGACUGAUGAAGAUGAAGGUGAAAACAUCUUUUCCAUUAUUCUGUUACAGGAAGGUUGAACCUCAGCAGCUUUAUUAGUUUUAAAUUUAAACAUUUGAUUCGAUACAAACAGCUGCUUCUGUAUGGAGCUAAACUGGGACCAAAAGUUUCGUUCAAAAUUAAAAGUUUUUCAAAGUGAAAUAAAUGUAUUAGAAACUGGAAAAGUUUCAAACAACUUUUUUUUUUGUUUCAAUUUCAAAAACGUUUUAAUUUGAACAAAACUUAUGACCCUAAUUUAUCUCCGUACAUGCUAAGAAAACUUUGCUCCUGGCUUCUCGUUUGCUGAAGUGAAGACAAAUUUAAUUAGUUUUCAUUUGAAUCUUAACGUCCUGUCUGCUCAUCAGUCCCACAUGUCUGUCCUCCCAAACACACCUGUUUGUGCUCAGGCGUCACACCUGGACGAUGGGCUGAAAGGGGGCGGAGCUUCAGCUCGUUAAAUGAGGCUAAACAUGUGAGAACUCUCCCAAAGUAAAACGUGGUAAUAUAUUUUUAAUAAUCAUCGUUAUUUCUCGAUAGACAUGUUUUUGUGAUUGUUUGGAUCAUUUUUUACUUUAGCCUGAAAAAUAAAUGAUUAAAUUAAGUUAAAUUAAAAUAAAAUAUAAUAAAAUAAACAGGCCCGUUAGCCUGGCCUGGAGGACAGCUCUUCUCUAUGCUCUGUGUUGUCUGACUGAUGAGGCACUGACCACUGAUCCGUGUUGGAUAGAACCUGUUAAAAUGAUCAGACUGUUCUUUUAUGCAGAGAAGCUGCAGAAACAGAUAAAUUACAGAUAUGUACAUAUCAGUCUGCAUGUGACCCCAAUCAAUUUAGCAUCACCUUUAAGUCCCUGUCCGAUGACCCGUGUCCCGUCAGUAUUGCACAGUAAUGAUGGACUGAACUGUACUUAGGGGAUAAAAUGUGUGUGUGCAGAAGAAAGAAUGUGUGUGAGUGUGUGUGUGUCCACAGGUGUCUCUGCGUUUUGAUGAGGUGUGCAGAUAUAUCACAACAAAACAAGAUUUAAAAAUGUUAUUAAAGAGAUUGUUCAUAUUUAUUGUCAAUACUGAAAAAAAUCAUUGUUUAUUAUUGUGCUCAGUGUUAUUGGUUUGUCUUAAUAUUUUUAGGUAUUAGCCCUCUUCUGUGACGUCCGUCCUGUUUUCAGCUGCAGCAAAGUUAGUGACAUCACUUCCUGUGGUGAGUCACUUCCUGUGAGGGCGGCGCAGUUGGCCACCGGAGCUGCUUGUUGUUUCUGUCCACUUCGUGCAUGUCUCUGUUGAUGUACGUGUUCUCUGUGUCGUGACCAGUAAAAACAUGCCGUAUCAUUUGUGUGAAAUCAGUAAAAAUGUAUCUGGGAUGUUGAAAUAAAAACAUCUUCACUCAA
Messenger RNA from Austrofundulus limnaeus, 2457 nucleotides. It is a transcript of the gene napba, whose product is annotated as N-ethylmaleimide-sensitive factor attachment protein, beta a. NCBI's taxonomy places the organism in Eukaryota, Metazoa, Chordata, Actinopteri, Cyprinodontiformes, Rivulidae. Gene Ontology annotation, molecular function: soluble NSF attachment protein activity; syntaxin binding. Gene Ontology annotation, cellular component: terminal bouton; vacuolar membrane; synaptobrevin 2-SNAP-25-syntaxin-1a complex. Gene Ontology annotation, biological process: regulation of synaptic vesicle priming; synaptic transmission, glutamatergic; intracellular protein transport. The record is from RefSeq and is a predicted model, not a curated record.